UUACAAUAACAAGAAGUAACAAUUAAUGUAAUUGUCACGUUUUUCUAAUUGUAUACCUUAAUAAACAAUAUGUAAUAAAUUAUUGUUACAUGCGUUAAUCAAAACUAUAUAGUGCUCAUUGUUACUAAAUUAAGAUUAAGUGCCUGUUUUAAGUUAAAAAAAAAAAAAAAAUGAAUUCUGUAACAUACGCUGGGAAAUCCCACCCAAAACCGUCUGCGAAUAUCAUUUCAAGAUUAACAUUCGGAUGGCUGGUAAAAUUAUUCUACAAAGGUUAUCGAAAAACAUUAGAAUUACGUGACAUAUACGAAACACAAGAUCACAAUAAAUCUGAAGUAGUCGGCGAUAAACUUGAAGCAAAUUGGAAAUUAGAACUAAUUAAAAGCGAAAAAAAUCCAAAAUAUGAACCCAGCUUGUUAAAAGCUUUAAUCAAAACGUUUUAUUGUUCAAUGAUAUUAGAAUUUAUAUUUGUUUUGAUUAUUGAAUGCGUUUUUCGUGUAUUAUCACCAUUUAUAUUAGGAAAAUUGUUAAUAUAUUUUAAUGAAAUCGAUCCAGAAACAAAUUCAAUGAGUACGAAUGUAUAUUAUACGGCAGGAUUCUUAUUAUUAAAUUCAACAUUAAAUGCAUUUUUUGUUAAUCAUUCAAAUAAACAACGUGUAUUAUUGGGUAUGCGAUUCCGUAUUGCAUGCUGUUCACUUUUAUAUCGAAAGAUACUACGCUUAAAUCAAUCAGCUCUGAGCCAAACAUCCGUUGGACAAAUUACAAAUUUACUAUCAAAUGACGUCAAUCGUUUUGAUAUGUUAUUCGCAUUUAUAUAUUAUUUUCCAAUAGUGCCAUUUCAAGUAGCCUUAAUUACAUAUUUAUUAUGGGAAAGUGUGAACUAUGCUGCAUUCGCUGGUGUUUUACUUUUAGCAUUACAAACUAUACCCGUUCAAGGAUACGUGGGGAAAAUAAGCGCUAAACUUCGGUUACGAAUAGCUAAUUUAACAGAUAGCAGAGUAGUUUUGAUGAAUGAAAUUGUGUCUGGAAUACAAGUAUUAAAAAUGUAUGCAUGGGAGAAACCAUUUGAAGAAUUUGUUCGCUUAGCUAGAUUGAAGGAAGUUAAUAUAAUUCGUAUUGCUUCCUAUAUAAAAGGUUUAAACUCCGCAAGUAUGGUAUUUACUGAACGUACAACAAUUUUUGUGGCCGCCGUAACAUUUACAUAUAUGGGAAAUGUAAUAACCGCAGAUAAAGCUUUUGCUAUGGCCCAAUAUUUUAAUAUUUUACAAUGUACUCUGGCCUUAUAUUAUCCUACGGCAAUUCUACUGGGUGCAGAAGUAAUGGUAUCCAUUCGUCGUUUGGAAACAUUCUUCUUAUUGGAAGAACAAGAAAUUACUAAAGCCGAUUCGACCACGAAAAUUCCCACAAAAGGUGAAACAAAAACGGGUGAAAUUAAUAUAAAAAAUAUGACAGCUUCUUGGAUAAAAGGUUCUCCAAUUUUACAUAAUAUUACAACAAAAAUUCGUCCUGGUGAAUUAUGUGCGAUUAUUGGUCCUGUUGGAUCUGGAAAAAGUUCUCUAUUAAAUACAAUUUUAUCAGAAAUAAUACCAAAUGAUGGUACAAUUAAUGUGAAUGGAGUAGUAUCGUACAGUUGUCAAGAGCCUUGGUUAUUUGUGGGCUCAGUACGAAAUAAUAUACUUUUUGGAUUACCAUAUGAUCGCCGAAAAUACCAAAAAGUUGUACAAGCUUGUUCUUUAAAACAGGACUUUAUACAAUUUCCAUAUGGUGAUCGAACCGUUAUUGGUGAUAAAGGUGCGUCAUUGAGUGGUGGCCAAAAGGCAAGAAUUAAUUUGGCAAGAGCAGUUUAUCGAAGUGCGGAUAUCUAUCUAUUAGAUGAUCCAUUAUCCGCAGUUGAUACACAUGUUGGUAAACAUUUAUUCCAAGAAUGUAUUGAAACAUUUUUACACGGAACCACUCGCAUUUUGGUCACACAUCAAAUUCAACAUUUGCAAAAAGUUAAUCAUAUUAUUGUUAUGCAAAAUGGAAAAAUUGAAGCUGAAGGAUCAUAUGCAGAAUUAAUGUCGCAGAAAUUAGAAUUUAUAAAAUAUUUAGAUAACGCUGAUGAGGAAAAUGAGGAAUCGAAGAAAGAAGAGGAAGAAAGAAUUAUUCCGAAGUUUACCAGACAAAAUACGGAAUAUGCAAUUGGACGUCCAUCUUCAGUGAUAGAAAAUAUGCCAAUGUCUGAAGAAGAAAUGGAAAGUGGUACAUUGGAUACUCAAUUGUAUUUUGAUUACUUUAGGGCUGGAGGUAAUAUUUGCCAACGACUCAUUCUGAUCUUGAUCUUGAUUCUUUCGCAAGUUAUUUGUAGUGCUAAUGAUUAUUGGCUAUCGUAUUGGACAAGUUUAGAACAAAAACGCUAUGAUGAUUUUAAUCCAAAAAUUGUUGAUGUCAAUGGUACAAUUCUACCAUCGGAUCUAAGUGAUACAAAAUACAACUAUGAUUACGAUGAUAGUUCAUUUGGUUUGUUAUCAACAAAUGAAGCUGUUUACAUUUAUGCAAGUUUAAUAGCUCUUGUGAUCCUGGCAACAUCUGUACGUUCUGUAUAUUUUUAUAGAAUAUGUAUGAAUGCAUCCAUCAACUUACAUAAUACAAUGUUUAAUAAACUUUUACAAGCACCAAUGCGUUUCUUUGAUAAGAAUCCAAUUGGACGUAUUCUAAAUCGGUUUUCGAAAGAUACUGGUGCUGUGGAUGAAUUAUUACCAAAAGCAUUAAUUGAUAGUACACAAAUAUUUUCAGUAAUGGUUGGUAUUUUAGUGCUUAUUUCGGUUGUAAAUCCAAUCUUAUUAAUACCUACAGCAAUUUUGUUGAUAAGUUUUAUCAAAAUUCGUACAGUUUUUAUAAGUACCGCACAAGAUUUAAAGCGCUUAGAAGGCAUUGCUAGAAGUCCAGUAUUUUCACAUUCCAGUUCAACUUUGAGUGGAUUGACAACAAUUCGUGCAUGUAAUGCUCAAGACGCUCUACAAACUGAAUUUGAUUUACAUCAAGACUUACACACUUCAACAUGGUAUUUAUUUGUGGUAACUGGUGUAGCUUUAGGUCUUUGGGUUGAUCUUUUAUGCGUAUUAUUUUUGGCCGUUGUUAUGUUCAGUUUUAUUAUAGCUGGAAAUUUAAUUUUUUCUGCAAGUAACAUGGGUUUGGCAUUAUCACAAUGUAUGAUUCUCAUCAAUAUGGUUCAAUAUGGUAUUAAACAAUCAGUGGAAGUUGUAUGUCAAAUGACCAGUGUUGAACGUAUGCUACAAUAUACAAAACUUGAAACUGAAGGUCCAUUUGAGACAUCAAAAGACAAAACGUUACGUAACACAUGGCCAGAAAAAGGUGAUUUACGAUUUGAUAAAUUGUAUAUGAAGUACGAUGAAAACGAACCAGCAAUAUUGAAAAAUUUGAAUUUGAAUAUAAAACCCACUGAAAAGGUUGGUAUUGUUGGACGAACUGGCGCUGGAAAAUCAUCCUUAAUAUCGUCCUUAUUUCAUUUAUCAAUUAUUGAUGGUGAUAUAAUUAUCGAUGGUAUUAAUAUAAAAGAUGUUGGAUUACAAGAUUUGCGGUCACGUAUUUCAAUUAUUCCACAACAGCCAGUAUUAUUUAGUGCAAGCAUGAGAUUCAAUUUAGAUCCAUUUAACUUAUACACAGAUGGUGCUUUAUGGGAAGCAUUAGAAGAAGUUGAAUUAAAGGAUUCAGUACCAAGUUUAGAUUUUAAAAUACAAAGUGGUGGAACUAAUUUUAGUAUUGGUCAACGUCAAUUGAUAUGUUUAGCUCGUGCCAUUUUGAAGCAAAAUAAAAUAUUAGUUUUGGAUGAAGCCACAGCUAAUGUGGAUCCACAAACUGAUGGUUUUAUUCAAGAAACAAUUCGUGAAAAAUUUGCUAACUGUACAGUAUUAACAAUUGCUCAUCGUUUAAAUACAAUUAUGGAUUCAGAUAAGGUAUUAGUUAUGGAUACUGGAGAAAUGGCAGAAUAUGAUCAUCCAUAUAAAUUAUUACAAAAUAAAAAGGGAAUAUUCUACAGUUUAGUGGAGCAAACUGGUGUAUCAAUGAGUGAACAUUUGUAUAAUGUUGCCAAAGAAAGUUUCAUGAAAAAAUUUGGACUUCCUGUUGAAGAGAAUACAUCGCCAGACUUUGUUGGCUACCCUGAUGAUACCUCUAGCACUAUUUCUACUGACGAUAAUUAUACAAAUGAAAAUCCUACAACACACCUGUAAAUAUGUGUUUUAGAACAAUGUAAAUACGUGUAAUUUAGAAAAUGUGAUAAGUGGGUGAAUUUAAAAAUCAUAUAUUUCAACAGGAUCAAGUAGACUUAUACGGAGUGUUAAGAUAGCUACACAGAGUUCCUAAAAAUGGUUCACAAGCAGGAAUUUUUCUUCAACAAAGUUUUUUCGGAGAGAAUAUCCGCGAAAAACUAUCAGGAUAUCUCCGAUAUUUUCAUUUGAUCAAAAGAAUGGUAAAACUGUGACCAUAACCAUAACUUUAACUGUGAUUUAGUUAUAUCUUACUAGAUAAUUGUUCACCUGUGUAGAUCUACUAACAUCACAAUUGAUGUGCAUUAGUUCAUCUGUGUACAUCAGAGUACAUCAAUGUACAUAACCGUGCAUCAGUGUUGGUCUACAUUUAUAUCAAAAGAUGUAGUAUAGUUCGCUUAUGUACGUUGAUAUAGUAUAGUUCAUCUGUGGAUAUAAAUUUUGAGCCACACUGAUGUACGCUUAUGUACAUUGAUGUAGUCUGAUGUACACGGACUACUGUACCUCCAUUAUGAUGUAUGUAGAUCUACCCAGACGAUCAAGGUUUCAUCUACUAAGAUAUAUCUAAAUUUUUUAUGAUGUUUUACCAUUUUUUUAAUAAAUAGAAAUUGUCGGAGAUAUCCUUAUAUAUAAUCCAGUUUUUCCCGGUAAAAUACUUUGUAGAAGAAAAUCUAAAAUGGGAAUAUUGAAAUGUUAACCGAUAUAUAUCGGAAUAUUCUUCAUGCGCUACACAAACUGUGCAAAUUAAAUUCAUACAAAUUUGUGUUCUGUAUUAUAAUUCAUGACCAUAUAUUCAAACUAAUCAAAUAAAUCAUUAUUAUUUAAUUA
Molecule: messenger RNA, 5093 nt
Organism: Chrysoperla carnea
Lineage: Eukaryota; Metazoa; Arthropoda; Insecta; Neuroptera; Chrysopidae
Product: ATP-binding cassette sub-family C member 4-like
Exons: 15
Coding region: 171-4229 (1352 amino acids)
Biological process (GO): transmembrane transport
Cellular component (GO): membrane
Molecular function (GO): ATP hydrolysis activity; ATP binding; ABC-type transporter activity
Source: RefSeq, a predicted model, not a curated record